Molecule: messenger RNA, 1199 nt
Organism: Entelurus aequoreus (snake pipefish)
Lineage: Eukaryota; Metazoa; Chordata; Actinopteri; Syngnathiformes; Syngnathidae
Gene: rprma
Product: reprimo, TP53 dependent G2 arrest mediator candidate a
Exons: 1
Coding region: 181-489 (102 amino acids)
Source: RefSeq, a predicted model, not a curated record
CCUGGUCCAUUGUGCUCCCACACUGCGAGGAGGACACAAGGAGAUGCAGGAGACCAUCUGGGUGAACUUCUUCCACUCUUCACCUCCUCUUGAUGACAGUCUGUGCGCCUCGGGACCUGCCACUUAACAAUUCCGGCCCCCUCCUCCCCCUCCAAAAAAAAAGAAAUUAAAAAAGUGGAGAUGAACACCACCGGGUUCAACCAUACAGACGGGACCUUGUUCAACCGGACGGAGGGGAUGCUGUGCUGCAACCUGUCGUCGGUGGUGACGGAUGAAGGCUUGGUGGCAGCAUCACCGGAUGAGAGGAGCCUCUUCAUCAUGAGGGUGGUCCAGAUCGCCGUCAUGUGCGUGCUGUCCCUCACGGUGGUCUUCGGCAUCUUCUUCUUGGGAUGCAACCUCCUCAUCAAGUCUGAGGGCAUGAUCAACUUCUUGGUGACGGACAGGAGACCCUCCAAAGAAACCGAGGCGGUGAUUGUUGGAGCCUACUGAGCUGCUGUGGAUGACACCAGGGGGUCUUUUCUUCUUCUUCUUCUUCUUCUUUAAAAUGCCAACAGGGUCUGUUGGUUUCUACAGUAUUGAUUGACAGUUGUGACGUCACUAGUUUGUGUUGUCAUCAUUUGAGAUGUUGGUGGCAAAGCAGUCAUGUAAAUAUGUGAUGUGUGUGUUUUUUGCAUACACUCUUCACACUUGGCCAGUAAGAUGCCAACAUGUUUUGCACAAUUGGAGUUAAUUGACCCUGUGAUUAAAGAUUCCCCUCCUAUUUAUGGUCUAUGUUUGUAUAUGAAUUAAGCAUGUUUGCUCAUUCUGUCAAUCGGAUUCAAGGGGAAAUAAGUAAAACUCUAUAUCUGUUUUAUUGUUCCAUUAUGCACAGGAAGGCUGGGUUUAUUCUGCAUUUGAAAAAGGAGGGUUUUGUUGUUGUCUUUUAUAGAUUAAUACUUCCAUUUAAUAACAUAUUGCAAAUUUCAUAAGUAUUUUAAUUUUAGGGGGAAAAUAAUGCAUGUUUUGUGUAUUUUUCAUAUAAAAAAACUAAGUUUGUUUUACAAAAAAGAGUUAAGAGUUAACAAGUUGUUUUUUUUAACUAAAUAAGUAAAAGUAGAAGUGUUGAAACAAAUUUUAGUGGGAUUUUUUUUUUUCAAUCUGUCAUUGCUUGAAAAAAAUUGUGAAUUAAAACCAAUGUUGUUAUAAACAAUUGACCUAAU